Penaeus monodon (black tiger shrimp) is the source of this 1524-nucleotide messenger RNA. Its product is annotated as protein ILRUN-like. The record is from RefSeq and is a predicted model, not a curated record. NCBI's taxonomy places the organism in Eukaryota, Metazoa, Arthropoda, Malacostraca, Decapoda, Penaeidae. The transcript has 4 exons. Gene Ontology annotation, molecular function: ubiquitin binding. The coding region runs from base 106 to 1026 and encodes 306 amino acids. Gene Ontology annotation, biological process: macroautophagy. Gene Ontology annotation, cellular component: phagophore assembly site.
ACGGCGUCUAUACUCGAGCGUUUUACCCUGGUCAACAAAGUCUUUUUGUGAAUGUCGACGAGGAAAACCACAAACAAAUUGGCCCAAACAAUAUUUUAAAUCACGAUGGAGAUGGACGAGGACAUUGACGCCGUCCUGCUGCGGCAAUUUAACUGCAUGGGGACGACUGACAAGGAAGUCCUGAUUAAAGAACUGCAGGGCUUAGUGGGUGCGCAUCUCAAUGAACAUUCGGCCAAAUUUUAUCUAGAAAUGACAGAUUGGAAUCUUCAGGCAGCUGUGUGUGCCUACUUCGACCUGCAGUCCUACAACAAGCUUCCACAAAUGACUUUCGUUAAGGAUAUUACCAUAGGAGAGGGAGAAAGUGUUCCACCAAGCACGAGAUUUAUAAAAACGUGGCGCAUCCAAAACACUGGGGAGGAUGGGUGGCCAAUUGGCUGCAGCCUGAUCUUCACGGGGGGUGAGCAGCUUGGGGCGCCUUCGCAUGUGUCGGUAGCUUCCCUGGGGGCUGGGGAGUGUGCAGAUGUCUCAGUGGAGAUGCUGUCCCCUGCCGAACCUGGGCUCUACUCGUCCAAGUGGAGGAUGAGCACGACACAAGGAAAUUUUUUUGGAGAUACGAUAUGGGUCAUAGUACCAGUUGACUCCGGUGGCACCCUAGCCCUCAUGCAGCAAAUGGUGAACUUCAAGGCCCUGGGUUCCCCCCCCUCUGGCACGCACAUGGUCCCUGCAAACACGAUGUCUAACCCCUUUGCCCCGCUUCAUCUUGGCCAGCAGCCAGACAAGCCACAGCAGUCUGAACAGGAUUUACAACAGCAACAGCAGCAAGAGCAGCAGCAGCAGGAUUUACAUCAGCAGCAUGUACAACAACAACAGCAUCUACAGCAACAAAAGGAGCAGCAACAGCAGGAACAGCAGCAGCAGCAAUUAAAUGGAAAUUUUCCUAACCGAAGCCAUUCUAACCAUGCAACUUGUCGGGUCUCCACCCCUAACUCCCACCUAGAUGGAGAUGGAGACAUUGCCAUGAGCUAGUUGUGUUGGGAUGUUUUAACCUACAGUGAGUUAAGGCAAGCUUUGAAAUUCUUCUUCGUCUUUUUUAUUUAUGAAUAUAUUUUUUUUUUAUAAAAUGGAUCCAGUGUUAACCUGAGAACCUUGAGGUUGAAAUUAAUGAUUUAUAAUUUUUAUGGUAGCUCACAAUGUCUUUCCCAGGACUGGAAGUGGAACUAGCAACCAUCUUUUCAAGUUAGGCCAGCUUUGUAACUUGAAUUAGUAAAAAAGAAAAAAACAAAACAAAAACAAAAGCCUCAAAAUUUAUAAGCAUAAGCUUAGUUUAAAAACUCAGCUGCAACAUGAAGCAAGUAUCUUGGCCUGUUACAUAAGUUUCAGGUCCUGGAACAGAAGCCUUAAUUCAGACCCUCGUGACUGUGAGUGAUUAUUUUAGAAUUCUUAUUGUAAGUUGUUCCUUCUCCUUUAUUCUCCCCCUUUUUUUUUGUCAUUAAAAAAAAGAGGUUUCUCAGUUUUAAACAAAAA